AGAACGCGACUGUUUUUCUUUCGCAGGCAACCCGCAAAGUUGCUCAAAUUUAGUCCACGGCGACUAAAGUUGACAUAAUGAAUGUAUUAGCGGCUCGUACGUUAGCACAUAAUAAUAAUAACAACAACAAACAUAAUAAUAAUAAACCGCUGUUGCUGAAGGAAACCCGUGGGACGUGUGUUACCCACUACGCCUGCGCACUCCAAAGCAAAACAUCGAGCCGCCCUUCUUCUUCUUCUUCUUCUCCUUCUCCUCCGCAGGGGUUGUGCGGACGUCGACCCGCAACAAUUUGCGCGUUAAUUCGCGCACCUUAUCGGACAUUUUUGACGAACGAAAAAAAAAAAUGGAGAGCCCGUAUCGCGCAGAAAACGACUCCCUCCUCCUGCUGCCGUCCCUCCGCCUCUUCAUACCUCCCCUGCGCCUGGUGUCCGCCGCCAUGUGGCAGGUCGUCCAGAGGGGCAGCGUGCAGGACUACGGGAUGGUGGAGGAGUUCGUCUGCACGGUUUCAGAAAUUGUACCCGAGCUUCUGAAUGCGGAUCAGAAGGCUCAGCUCCUCCUGGGACUCAGGGCGCGGGUGGUUCUCGAGCUGUGUCGGGCCGAGCGGAUAUUAGACACGGAAACCAUCGAGAUGCACCUGGAGCGGAUCAAGGCCCUCGUGUCCACCUGGGCGGCGCAGCCGUGUUUCGCGGAGGUCGAGUUCCCGGAAUCGAACUUUGUGGAUCAAAUCGAGUUGCUGUUGAAGGACGCCGACGAGAAGGAGAAGUUCUUCCAGGAUGUUUUCCCCAUGGAUUUUGGGCCUGAAUACGACAGCGCGCUACAGGUGCUGAUGCUGGAUUUUCUCUCCAGGCUGGAGAAGCUUCUCCCCGUACCAGACAUCCAGCAGACGGCCUCCAUGCUCGGCGCGGUCCCGUCCGCCCUGGAGGAGUGUGUCCACUCCGUUCCCGACCCGCAGCACCUGAAAACCGUGCUGCUGUACCACACCACACUUGGACAUUUGGAUUUACCUGAUGAAACUCAGACCAUUCCUUCCUCCUUUGGGAACUGCAUCCUCUCGUCGCUGUCCCUCCCUCAGCUGGAGAAGGUCGUGAUCGACGCGGACCAGAUUCAGCUGCAGCCUCCGUCGGAGCAGAUUCAAGGCUGCAUGACGGUCCAGGUGGAGGGCGAAACCGUGACCCUGCUGGACUACAUCCAGAUCGAACAGCCGUCGGGUUUGGGUAACCCUGACGACGACGACGUAGAAGAAAACGAACUAAACGAGGAGGAAGCAACAGAGGAGAUCGGCGACGCCCUGAAGCCGGCGGCUUUUCAGCCACUGAAGCAAAGCAAAAAGCUCCAGCUGAAGAGGAACGUUUUGAAGGAAAAGGACUCGGCGAAGAGGCAGAGGAAGAAAUACUCCAGCGAGAAAACGUGCCCCGUGUGCAAUAAGAUGUUCCUGCGGGCGGCGGCCAUGAGGCGGCACCAGGAAACGCACUCCUCCAACAGGGAAUUCAAGUACAAGUGCGCCAACUGUGACAAGCGCUUCCGGGACCACUACGACAUGAACCGGCACAACAUGCGCGUUCACGAAAAGGACGAGUUCGACAACAGCGCCAAAGAGGAGGAGGCGGGAGACGCCGGCACUUCCGAGGGGUCGGAAAACAAAAACUGCGCCCUGUGCGGGAAGUAUUUCGGCCGGCGGGUGGACAUGGAGCGACACAUGAGGUCCCACUCGGAGGACCGCCCGUACAACUGUUGUUUCUGCGAGAAGAAGUUUAAGAACCCCUACGUUUUGAAGAGACACCAGCAGGAGAUUUGCAAGAGCCGAGAGCUGAAAAGGCCGAAGAAGAGAGAGACGCAGCGCGCCAAGCCGCCGCAGCCGCCGCCGCCCGAGGGCUCGACGGAGGGCAAAGUCUGCCCCAUCUGCAGCCGGAUCCUACCCUGCACCGCGGACAUCUCCAAGCACCUGCGCUCUCACACGGAAGAGCGUCCUUUCAUAUGCGUCACCUGCGAGAAGGGCUUCAAGUACAAGGACACGUUGAAGAAGCACCAGAUCAUUCACGGCCACGAGGGCAUCCGAGAGGAGCAGAGCAAGACGGUGGAACAGAUUCUGGCGGAAGCCGACGCGGGCAACGUCGAUAAAAAAGACGCGGAUCCGGACGCGCCCGCGGACGCUUCCGAGGACUCCCCGUUGACGCCGAUGCAGAGGGUCAAGAGAAAAGCCGGCAAAGUCUGCCCCGUCUGCUCUCGGGCGUUCGACAGCGUCAAAACGCUGAACAGGCACGUGCAGUGCCACACCGAGGACCGCCCGUACCACUGCGUCCACUGCAAGAAGCGCUUCAAACACAUGCACGGGCUCAAGAGGCACCAGAUCUACGCCAUUUGCCACAAGAAAAUCACCCGGUUCUCGUGGAAGAAAGAGCAGCGGGCGGGGCCCAGCCACGGCGACGCGACGGGCGCCGACCCGCCGCCGCUCAAGAUUCCCGUGUGGUGCUCGAACUGCGGCAAACACUUCGAGUACCCGUCGGCUCUGAAGGAGCACCAGGAGAACGUCUGCCGAGUGGAGGUGAGUGAAAUCAUGAGGUGCGACGACUGCGGGAAAGAGUUCAAGAGCAUGACGAUGCUCAAGGUGCACCAGAGGAUCCACGACCCGCUCUACUGCAAGGAGUGCGGCAAGAUCCUCGCCAACGAGCCGGCCUUCGAGCGCCACAAGCUCAUGCACCGGCCGAUGCAGUGCACCAUGUGCGAUAAGGCGUUCACGCUGCUGCGGCGCCUGCGGGAGCACUACGAGAAGCAGCACGAGUUCAUCGGGCCGUAUCCCUGCACGCAGUGCGACAAGACCUUCAUGCAGCUCUCCUACCUCGCCAUCCACCAGCGGAUCCACAAGGGCGAGUUCCCGUACAUCUGCAGCAUGUGCCCCGACAAGUUCCGGUCCUCCAACUGUCUGACGGUGCACCAGAGGAAGCACACCGGGGAGAAGCCCUUCCUGUGCUGGCAGUGCGGCAAGUGUUACCGCUCGGCCUCGGAGCUCACGGUGCACAUGGGCACCCACUCGGAGGAGAGGCCCUGGGCCUGCGCGCAGUGCGACAUGGCCUACCGCACCAAGCUGCAGCUGACCAACCACGUGGAGCAGGUCCACAUCGGCGUGCGCUACCCCUGCAACAGCUGCGGGAAGCAGUUCAUGAAGGAGACGUCCCUGAAGAGGCACGAGCUCAUCCACACGGGCGAGAGGCCUCACCAGUGCACCGUGUGCGGGAAGACCUUCCUGACCGCCAACGAGCUGCGGCUGCACAACCGCUAUCACACCGGGGAGCGGCCGUACAAGUGCGAGGAGUGCGGCAAGGCCUUCAUCCAGUCGGGGUAUCUGAAGUCGCACAUGCGCAUCCACACCGGGGAGAAGCCGUUUAAAUGUGACAUAUGCGACAAGGGCUUCCGGUUGUCUUAUCACAUGAAGAAGCACCGGCGGACGCACGCCGGCAAGCCGAAGAGCUACAUAUGUGAGGAGUGCGGCGUGUCCUUCCUCCAUAAAAAGUCUCUUUGGGAACACUCGCUCUGUCACGACGUGAAAGUAGAACCAUCGUUCGCUGGUGAAGUGAGAAUAGAAUUUCAAUAGAAACCCUCGUAUUUUCACACAGGUUGUUUUUUAUAUAUAU
Messenger RNA from Cyclopterus lumpus (lumpfish), 3629 nucleotides. RefSeq names its product zinc finger protein 11-like. The coding region runs from base 344 to 3589 and encodes 1081 amino acids. Lineage: Eukaryota; Metazoa; Chordata; Actinopteri; Perciformes; Cyclopteridae. The transcript has 7 exons. Gene Ontology annotation, biological process: regulation of transcription by RNA polymerase II. Gene Ontology annotation, molecular function: RNA polymerase II transcription regulatory region sequence-specific DNA binding; DNA-binding transcription factor activity, RNA polymerase II-specific. Gene Ontology annotation, cellular component: nucleus. The record is from RefSeq and is a predicted model, not a curated record.